Messenger RNA from Impatiens glandulifera, 846 nucleotides. Its product is annotated as acid phosphatase 1-like. NCBI's taxonomy places the organism in Eukaryota, Viridiplantae, Streptophyta, Magnoliopsida, Ericales, Balsaminaceae. The transcript has 3 exons. Gene Ontology annotation, molecular function: acid phosphatase activity. The record is from RefSeq and is a predicted model, not a curated record. Bases 18 to 809 code for a protein of 263 amino acids.
CCCACGGUUUUCCGGCAAUGGAGGCAGGCCGAUGCAUAGCCUUGACGAUAAUCUUCUGCAUGACGUGCAAAUGUCUAUGCGAAUCGGUCAUCCAAAUGUCGCCGGAAAACCGUGGCUCCGAUCUGAUACCCGAGGGAUGGAGCUAUACGAGAGACGAUAACUUGUUCUGUGAUAGCUGGAAAUACACGGUGGAGACGAAUAGUGCCGGAAAAUGGAGUCAGAUACCUAAGAGGUGUGGCGAAUACGUGAAGGAUUACAUGACAAGCAUCCGGUACCAGUACGAUAUGGAAGCCGUCGCGGAAAAUGCAAUAACCUUCGUGAGAGAAGCUUAUUUUGCUGAAGAUGGUAGGGAUGCGUGGAUCUUCGACAUUGAUGAAACACUGAUAUCGAAUUUGCCUUACUACGCUGCCCAUGGCUUCGGGUUGGAGAAAUUCGACGAGAAGUCGUUUGAUGAGUGGGUGGAUUUGGCUGAAAGCCCCGCCAUAGCAGCGAGUAUGAAAUUGUACGACGAGCUUCAACAGUUAGGGUUCAAGAUAUUUUUGCUAACUGGCCGAACUGAACAUCAAAGGAAUGCAACAGAGAUAAAUCUACUCAAGGCCGGUUUCAGAAACUGGGACAAGCUCAUCUUGAGGGGAGUUUCAGAAGCGAAGAAACCCGCAAUGCUAUACAAAUCAGACAAAAGAAGGGAGAUAGAAGAAGCAGGUUAUAUCAUCCAUGGAAGCUCUGGAGAUCAAUGGAGUGAUUUAUUAGGUUCUUCAUUAGCUAUUAGAUCAUUCAAAUUACCAAACCCAAUAUAUCAUAUCCCAUGAUUGUAAUCAUUUUUUUUUACAAUUUAAAUUUAUUCUC